CCAUUCGCCACGAUUCACCCUCUCUCGCAGCGACUGCAACGACAACGGCGCUGCGACGACGACGACGACGACGACCAUCGCCGUCCUCACUCGCUUUGCUACAUCGCGCUGCUAGGGGCUACCCACUCCAUUCUACGCCCUCUACCGCGUCGCAGCAUCGCAGCUCCGUCCUCGAAUCCUCCUCGCUAGCCCUCUGCGCAGCCUUGUCCCCUACUGACUGCACUCGUACCGACAUACAUCGCCGAAGAUGGACGACUUUGAUGACUUCAUGACUGCAGGAGGAGGAAGACCGCCACCAGAAGGAACUGCCUCCCAUCGUCCUGCAGCCUCUCGUGGCCCCUACGGCACCAAUUCCUUUGAUCCAUUCGCCAGCACCGACUCUCUUGGCCUCCCUCCAUCUGGUAGCCAGCAGCAGCAGCGAGGAGGAUCGUCACACGUCCUCGUCGACGCAGGCGAGGCGGAUCUGCUUGGAGGCGAAGACGGAUACAACCCGUCCAACUACUCGCGACCGAGCUACCAACAACGAGCCUCGACGUCCAAGUCUGGCUACCCACCCUCCAUAGCCUCUUACGAUGACCAUCAACCGAUGGGUGGCUCUAUCAAUCAUCGAUCUCCUUUUGACGCAUCACAAGCCUCAUUCCAUGAUGGCCCUCUGUCAAAGAGUGGCAUGCCGCCAGCAGGCUCGUCCAAUGGUCCCUUCCACGACGUCUAUGCCGUUCGCUCAAAUGCAGAAAGCAAUUUCAAGAGUAUAGAGGCAGAUGACGAUCCAGAUUCACCUGGACAGCCGGAGGGACUCUCAUACAGUUGGGGCCGGGGCGCUAGCGGCGGCGGUCGAUCAGGAGCUCGCGACGGUGCUGCAGGCUCUAGACGGCCAGCUUCAAAGGGCUUCAUGCCUUCAAGUGCUGCGGGCCAGUCGAGGUCACUUCCCUCAGACAGCGUCUUUGACGGCGCGAAGAGGUCAUACCGCAAUCUAAAGGAAGACAUGCAAGGCCUGCUCAAGGGCAAGGCUGCGAGGAACAAGGUGCCAGAGGGCGAGAGAGUGGUUCGCCUCAAUGACCCCCUGACCAACGACCGUGAAGGAGGCUUCAGAGACAAUUACAUCUCGACGAGCAAAUUCAACAUCCUCACCUUCAUACCCAAGUUCCUGCUGGAGCAGUUCUCCAAGUACGCGAACGUCUUCUUCCUCUUCACCGCCUGCAUCCAGCAGAUCCCAAAUGUUUCGCCCACGAACCGAUGGACGACCAUCGUGCCCCUGGGCGUCGUGUUACUGGCCAGUGCAUUCAAGGAGAUCAAGGAGGACGUCAAGCGCCACCAGUCGGAUGCUGAGCUCAACGGGCGAAUUGCUCAGGUGCUCAAUCCUGCGACGGGGCAAUUUGAGCCGCGAAGAUGGCGUCACAUUCGCGUCGGCGACAUCAUCCGCGUCGAGAGCAACGAUUUCUUUCCAGCCGAUCUCGUACUGCUAAGCAGCUCUGAGCCAGAGGGACUUUGCUACGUGGAGACGGCCAACUUGGAUGGCGAGACCAAUCUCAAGAUCAAGCAGGCAAGCCCAGACACGGCCCGCUUGACGAGUCCGCAGUCAGCUUCAGCAAUUCGUGGCCAGCUCAACUCGGAGCAUCCCAACAACAGCCUCUAUACCUUUGACGCCACGAUGAACAUGCAGUCGAGCAGCACGCCCGGCUUCAGCGGAAUCCCGUUCAAAAAGGUGCCGCUUGGUCCGGACCAACUCUUACUGCGAGGCGCCCAGCUGAGGAACACGCCUUGGUGCUACGGUCUCGUCGUCUUUACCGGUCACGAGACGAAGCUCAUGAGGAACGCGACAGCGGCGCCCAUCAAGAUCACGGCCGUCGAGAAGAUGGUCAAUGUCCAGAUCUUGCUCCUUUUCAUCCUGCUCCUCGCUCUCUCCAUCGCCUCGUCCAUCGGCAGUAUCGUUCGCAACACAGCCUUCGCUGGCGAGAUGAGGUACCUGCUCCUCAGCGAAGACUCCAAGGGCAAGGCUCGCGUCUUCGUCGAGGACAUUUUGACCUUCAUCAUCGCCUACAACAACUUGAUCCCCAUCUCGCUCAUCGUCACGAUCGAGGUGAUCAAGUACCAGCAGGCCAUGCUGAUCAACUCGGAUCUGGACAUGUACUAUGCACCCACCGACACGCCUGCCCUCUGCCGCACUUCGAGCCUCGUCGAGGAGCUUGGACAGAUCGACUACAUCUUCUCCGACAAGACAGGUACGCUGACCCGGAACGAGAUGGAGUUCAAGCAGGCGUCCAUCGGAGGCGUGUCCUACACUGACGUUAUUGACGAGUCAAAGCAGGGGACGGGCGACAUUGGACCCGAUGGCAGAGAGAUCGGUGGUCAGCGUACUUGGCACGAGCUCAAAGCCAUCAUGGGUGGCACCAUCCCGGAUGACGGCAGUAGCGGCGUCAUCGACGAGUUCCUUACCCUCCUCGCCGUCUGUCACACCGUCAUUCCUGAGCGUCACGGCGAUCGCAUUAAGUUCCAAGCCUCCAGCCCAGACGAAGCAGCACUUGUAGCUGGCGCCGAGUCGCUUGGGUACCGCUUCACGACGCGCAAGCCGCGCUCCAUCUUCAUCGAGGUGCGUGAUGUCGAGGAGGAGUAUGAGAUCCUGCAAGUGUGCGAGUUCAAUUCGACGAGAAAGCGCAUGUCCACCGUGGUGCGCUGCCCUGACGGCAAGAUCAAGCUCUACUGCAAGGGAGCAGACACGGUCAUUAUGGCGAGGCUGAGCGAGAAUCAGCCUUACACGGAGCAGACGCUCGUUCACCUCGAGGACUACGCGACCGACGGUCUGCGCACUCUUUGUGUGGCGAUGAGGGAGGUCUCUGAGCAGGAGUACCGCCAGUGGGCCAAAGUAUACGAGUCGGCUGCAGCCCAGAUCAGUGGGCGCGCCGAAGCGCUGGACCAGGCUGCAGAAAUCAUCGAGCAGAACAUGUUCCUCCUGGGCGCGACUGCCAUUGAGGACAAGCUACAAGAGGGCGUGCCCGAGACGAUUCACACGCUCCAGAAUGCCGGCAUCAAGGUUUGGGUCCUCACAGGCGAUCGACAGGAGACGGCGAUCAACAUUGGUCUUUCCUGCCGGCUGAUCUCCGAGUCCAUGAACUUGGUCAUUGUCAACGAGGAGAAUGCACACGAUACGGCCGACGUGCUCAACCGGCGCUUGCACGCCAUCAAGAGCCAGCGCAGCGUAGGCGAGAUUGAGGAGCUUGCGCUGAUCAUAGACGGCAAGAGUCUGACCUUUGCGCUCGAGAAGGAGAUUAGCAAGAGCUUCCUCGAGCUGGCGCUAAUGUGCAAGGCAGUCAUCUGCUGCCGUGUCAGUCCGUUGCAGAAGGCGCUGGUCGUCAAGCUGGUCAAGAAGAACAAGAAGGCGUUGCUUUUAGCCAUCGGGGAUGGGGCCAACGACGUCAGCAUGAUUCAGGCUGCACACGUUGGUGUGGGUAUCAGCGGUGUUGAAGGUCUGCAGGCGGCAAGAAGCGCCGAUGUUGCCAUCUCCCAAUUCCGCUACUUGCGCAAGCUGCUCCUCGUACACGGCUCGUGGUCGUACACAAGGUUGAGCAAGAUGAUUCUCUACAGCUUCUAUAAGAACAUUACCCUCUACAUGACUCAGUUCUGGUUUUCCUUCCAGUCCUCCUUCUCUGGUCAAGUUCCCUUCGAGUCCUGGACUCUCUCCCUCUACAACGUAGUCUUUACCGUCCUCCCUCCCUUGGUCAUUGGCAUCUUCGACCAGUACCUCAGUGCCCGAAUGCUCGACCGCUACCCACAGCUGUACGGUCAGAUCUUCUUCAACCGACGGAAGUUCUGGGGAUGGACGCUCAAUGCCUUCUACCAUAGCUUGCUGGCAUACAUCUUUGUGACUGCAAGCUUUUGGACGUCACUGCAGAGUGGGGAGGGGUACACGCCUGACCUCUGGGUGUGGGGGACGACCCUGUUCAUCGCUGUGCUGGCCACAGUACUGGGCAAAGCGGCGCUGGUCUCCGACUUGUGGACAAAGUACACAUUUGCCGCUAUCCCUGGCUCACUCGCCUUCACUCUCGCCUUCCUUGCUGUCUACAUGAUCGUAGCCCCAGCCAUCGGCUUCUCAAAGGAGUACGAGCACCUCCUCGGAGCCGUGUACGGUUCUCCCCUCUUCUGGUUCUCACUACUCCUCGUCCCGGUGGCGUGUUUGGUAAGAGACUUCACUUGGAAGUUCUGGCAACGUACAUGGAGGCCGGAGAGUCGACAUAUUGCCGCUGAGAUCCAGAAGUACAAUCUGGUGGAUCAUAGACCUAGGAUGUCCGAGUUUCAAAAGGCGGUGCGCAAAGUUAGGGUGAGUACUGCGUGCGCGGCGUGGCAGAAGCGGGCCGUCUCAGAAGAAGCUAGACUGACACCCUUCCCUUGCCCCCUUUAUCGCAUCGCAGGCCGUACAGAGGAUACGACGCACAAGAGGCUAUGCGUUCAGCGGUGGCGAGCAGGGAGAGGAGGCCCGUCUCAUUCGACUGUAUGAUACGACGCGGCCCAAGCCAGACGGACUUGGUGGUCAUGAUUGAUAUUGACGUGGCAAACGCGACGAAAGCGCAACAAUGACGAACAAUGUAAUGCAAUUGGUGUCUCACGAGCCCAGCGCCGGGUCCAGCCUGGUCUCGAUGUCGUAUUGCCCCGUCGUCGCCUUUGUCUUUGCCCUUCACGUUGUACGAGUUGAGCCAGGGUCCCUUGCUCGCUCGGUAGUUCACUCAUCUGCUGCACGCCAGUGUUGAUUUUCUGACUUGAGCUGACCCGACUCAGAUCGCGUCGACGCGCCCCGCUCCGCUCAGGCUCAGGCUCU
Molecule: messenger RNA, 4807 nt
Organism: Jaminaea rosea
Lineage: Eukaryota; Fungi; Basidiomycota; Exobasidiomycetes; Microstromatales
Product: phospholipid-translocating P-type ATPase
Exons: 2
Coding region: 248-4489 (1413 amino acids)
Biological process (GO): phospholipid translocation; post-Golgi vesicle-mediated transport; intracellular protein transport
Cellular component (GO): plasma membrane
Molecular function (GO): ATPase-coupled intramembrane lipid carrier activity; ATP binding; ATP hydrolysis activity
Source: RefSeq, a predicted model, not a curated record